Molecule: messenger RNA, 1696 nt
Organism: Zingiber officinale
Lineage: Eukaryota; Viridiplantae; Streptophyta; Magnoliopsida; Zingiberales; Zingiberaceae
Product: floricaula/leafy homolog
Exons: 3
Coding region: 89-1384 (431 amino acids)
Biological process (GO): regulation of DNA-templated transcription
Molecular function (GO): DNA binding
Source: RefSeq, a predicted model, not a curated record
UCUAUAUACGUCUCUCUCGCGGGGCUAUAAAGCUGGAGGCGAUCGACUGGAGCGUGAGCAGCAGGGGGAGUUGAAGUGGUAGGAGGCGAUGGAUCCGGGAGACGCUUUCUCAGCGAACGUUUACAAGUGGGACCCGCGCGGCGCGCCGCCGCACCCAUGCCGCCUCAUCGAGCCCCUCCCUCCGUUGCCGCCGGCGGCUUCGCUGCCUCCUCCGCCGCCGACUGCUGAGGCGGAGGAUCAGCGGCCUAGGGAGCUGGGCGAGGUGUUCUCGGGGUACGGCGUGCGGUAUGCGACGGUGGCGCGGAUCGGCGAGUUGGGGUUCACGGCGUCGACGCUGGUGGGCAUGACGGAGGCGGAGGUCGACGAUAUGAUGGCCACCCUGGCGCACCUCUUCCGGUGGGAUCUCCUCCUCGGCGAGCGCUACGGCAUCAAGGCCGCUCUCCGCGCGGAGCGCCGCCGCCUCGUCAGCUCCCGCCUUCUCCUGCAGCAGCACCGCGGCCACCAGCGCCUCGACGACGUCGGUCGCCGCCUCCUUUUCCUCAGCGACCAUCAACUCCAAGGCAAUAGCAUCGCCCUCGACGCUCUUUCUCAAGAAGGACUAUCGGAGGAGCCGGUGCAGCACGAGAAAGAAGCAGCGGGGAGCGGCGGAGAGACCGCCGCGGGCGUCGUGAAGAAGGACGCCAAGGGCAAGGACAACAAGAAGAAGAGCAGCGGACGGAAGAAGAAGAGGUCAUUCCAAGAAGGGGUGGAAGAGGAAGAAGACGAGGAUGACGAAGAGGACGAGGACGAAGAGGAGUGGGGGUCGGGGUCGGAGACGUCGGGCAAGAGCCGGCGCGCGGAGCGACAGAGGGAGCACCCGUUCAUCGUGACGGAACCCGGCGAGGUGGCGCGCGCGAAGAAGAAUGGCCUCGACUAUCUUUUCCACCUCUACGACCAGUGCCGCCAUUUCCUCCUCCAAGUGCAGGCCCUCGCUCGCCAGCACGGCCACAAGUGUCCCACCAAGGUGACGAAUCAAGUGUUCCGGUACGCGAAGAAGGUGGGGGCGAGCUACAUCAACAAGCCGAAGAUGAGGCACUACGUGCACUGCUACGCGCUGCACUGCCUGGACGAGGAGGCGUCGAACGCGCUGCGGCGGUCGUUCAAGGAGCGCGGGGAGAACGUGGGGGCGUGGCGGCAGGCGUGCUACAAGCCGCUGGUGGCGAUCUCGGCGAGGCAUGGUUGGGACAUCGACGCCGUCUUCAACGCACACCCUCGCCUCUCCAUCUGGUACGUCCCCACCAAGCUCCGCCAGCUCUGCCACCUCGCCCGCAGCAACGCCGCCGCCACCGCCUCCGCCAGCUCCGUCGACGGGCUUCAGGCUGCGCCACCGCCGCUGAUGUUCUAGCUAGCUAGCUCGAUCGACUGCCACCUUCAAUGCGUCUGUAGCACUUUAUAAUAGGAUCGAUGGAUUAGUAGCGACAUGAAAUUGCCGGCGGCAUUCAUGUGAGAUUUUGGUUGGUCAAUGCAUGCAACUCUGAACAGUAUGGUUUUAAGAUCUGAAAUGCACUGCCCAUUCUAUAUUUUAAUUUCCCAGCCCAGCUGAAAUGGGAAACUUUCUUGGCUAUUGACCACCUACGGAUGCAUUUAAAGGAGUGGAAUUCCUAGAAAGCCCAUCUAAUUUUCAGAUUUAUCAAGGGCGCAUAUGUUUCCUGUUGCA